Molecule: messenger RNA, 2491 nt
Organism: Mya arenaria
Lineage: Eukaryota; Metazoa; Mollusca; Bivalvia; Myida; Myidae
Exons: 2
Coding region: 183-950 (255 amino acids)
Source: RefSeq, a predicted model, not a curated record
UCAUUCACAUUUCCAAAACUCAUAAACCCAUGUGCCAAGAACAUGUCUAGGAAUGUUUUCUCUGGGGCUUGUACAAACUUUUAUUAGUCCAGGUUUCCUGGAAUAAACGUUUGCGAAAAUAAGUAGUAGAUCCUAAAAGCGUGAUUUGAACUUAUUGUGAAGUUGAGAUUCAGGAAGCAAAGAUGAUAUUCGUCUGGAUUAUGGUUGCCCAGUUUGCCCUAUCGGGAGCGGACACUGAGCCACUGUGUUUAUCAAGAUUCGAUUAUGAUUAUAAACUAUUAUCAAAACUUGUAGAGCUGGAAACUGGACAAAAGAGACUUCAUGAAACAAUUACGGAACAACAGACGGUAAUCAACGAACUUCAAACAAUAAUUACAGGCUCUAAAUCAAAAGAAGUUGGGUCUGUUUAUACACGUUGGGGAAAAUCUUCAUGCCCUUGUAACGGCACAGAGACUAUAUAUGCUGGACUUGUUGCGGGGUCACACUAUUCCCACAGAGGUGCAGCUGCUAACUACCUGUGUUUAACACAGCAACCCUCUUGGAAUAAGUAUGACGACAAAGAACAAGAUGGCGGACUUGUUCACGGGGCUGAAUACGAGUUUGAUCUUCGAAGCCGAAAGCAUUUCUUUGGUCGUGAAAUAACUGAUGAGGAUCCUCCCUGUGCUGUUUGCCGAACUGAACGGCCAACCGUAAUAAUGAUUCCUGGCAGUCGACAAUGUCUCGAUGGCUGGACCAUGGAAUACCACGGUUACUUAAGCACUGGGCAUUACGAUCAUGAUGCAGCUUCCGAAUAUGUGUGUCUAGAUGUCGAUCCGGAAGCAAUUUUGGGAGGAACAUCUAAUAAUGAUGGCAAGCUUUUCUACUUUACGGAAGUGCGAUGCGGUUCCUCAUCGCUUUGCCCUCCUUAUGUGAAUGGUCGAGAGCUUUCGUGCGUCGUGUGCUCCAAAUAGAAUGUAUUGAAUCAACCGUUCAAGACGAGCUAAUAUCCAACAUGUAUGAAAAAGCAAUAGUUGAAAAAACAGUACUGUAUCAAUAGUAUUUUGUAUUUACGUACUGUUGAUUCUGGAGAAUUCAAUCAUUACAAAUUUACUGUGCUUUUAGUGUCAAAUGGCCAUUGUUUCUCCACUUUGGUUAUGGAGGUUUUGUUAAGGAGUACUUUAAUGCCCUACUAAAUUAUCAUUAAGUAGUGUUUGAGAAUGUAUCUGGCCUUUAAAGCACCAGCUAUGCAUGCCCUUUUCUUUGUCCUGGUAUCAUAGCAUGUUGACAAAUUGUCUGUGUCUUGUUUAUUAUUGGCUUAUUGUAAUUUGAGUGGAUUCAAAGAAAUAUAGCUCUACCGGUUAUGCUUUGACAGAUCAAUAUUCAUUGAUCAAAGAUCGACGAUAACCAAGGUUUGAACUAGGCCUUUGAGUGAUUUUGUUUGAUUAUGUUUCUAUUUGUACAAAUAAUGUCGUAUGCGUGAUUUCUGCAAUCUAGAAACGUGACAGUUAUAAGCAUCUGACUUUCAAUAAAGUACGCAAUUGAAACCACAAGGACAAGCGUAGUAGCCUUAAAUGUGACCACUGUCCUGUUAAAUGAAAAAACAUGCACUAUAUUUUCAUGAAUAGCAAAAUCCAGAUGAAUCUGAUUCAUUUUUAAUACCAAUUUAAACACGUAAUCGGGAAAUAUCAAUCCUCAAUUAUGAGAGUUCAGUUUCGGGGGUUUCAAAAUCAAAAUGCAUAGAAAAGAUUCCUAUAAAAACAUACAUUAACAGAUACGUGCUCACUAUUCGAUAUUGGUUAAAAGUACAACAGUUUAAUAGUUUUUAUUUAUUUCUUUUGUAACGUAAAUCCAUGGAUUUAUGCGAGGAGGGCCUCACAACUUGGGCAUCUAACGGAAUUAUUAUGUCAAAAUAUUUGCUCCAGUUUUAGUUGAUAGAUUUCUUAGUGGCGUGCUGAUAUUAUCAACGGUGCGAAACUUAAUAUUAUUUACUUGUAUAUGCAUAGUACGUUUUGCAGGCUGAAUAUCUAAAUAUUUUAUGUAACAAAAACAACAGAAAUUACCUUACUCAAUUGCGUGUAUCAGCGCACUGGUUACGUAUCGAAACGUAGGGUCGGAUAUAAAUGUAUUAAAAAGUAUUCUUUAUGUAAAACCUAUCAUGUUAAAAUUUACUCAACUAAUUAGUAGAAAUAGCAAACCGACUAAUGUACAUUUAUGUUAAUUCUUGGUACAGGCAAAUAAUAGAAGACACUUAUUAAUCAAUGUUAUUGUUUUUUAAGUUUUGAUCAAAUAUAUUCACUGUUGUAACCAUUUACCACCCGCAUUUCCAUAAUAUAUCUAAUUAACUAGCUGUACAGUUUAUUAUUAUUAUUAUUAUUAUUAUUAUUAUUAUUAUUAUUAUUAUUAUUAUUAUUAUUAUUAUUUUUGUUAUUCACAAUACUUGAAUUGUUAUUAUAUUGGCUACUGCUUUUCUGUAAUGUUUUGUUGAAUAAGUCCGAAUAAACUUCUGAUCUGC